Molecule: messenger RNA, 476 nt
Organism: Alosa sapidissima (American shad)
Lineage: Eukaryota; Metazoa; Chordata; Actinopteri; Clupeiformes; Clupeidae
Product: GTPase IMAP family member 4-like
Exons: 3
Coding region: 96-476 (126 amino acids)
Molecular function (GO): GTP binding
Source: RefSeq, a predicted model, not a curated record
AUGGUUCUGGCAUGGACCUAUCAGCAGCUGUCUAGUCAGCAUUGCCACAUGAGAUCCACACUGCAGCUGAGUAUAAGGUUUUGACUGUAUUGAAGAUGGAGAAGUGGAGAGCAGCGGGGAGGGCAGAGGAGAGGAAGAUGAAGGUGAAGAAGCAGAGAGAGUUUCUCAGAUCAGCAGCAGGUGGAGUUCCACACAUCUCAGACAUGGGCAUUGUGCUGCUGGGGAACAGAGCUGCUGGGAAGAGUUCAUCAGGAAACACCAUCCUGGGCAGAAAGGAGUUUGAUACUGUAGGCAGAACAGCUGAGUGUGUGAAGAGAGAAGGAGAAACAGCAGGGAGACACAUCACUGUAGUGGAGGCACCAGGAUGGUGGAUUAACUCCACUGUAGAGCUAACUCCUGAACGUGAUAAACGAGAGAUUGUCCUCAGUGUGUCUCUGUGUCCUCCAGGACCCCAUGCUGUGGUACUGAUAAUAUGA